AAAUCAUGGCUAGGGUUCCCUGCAAGCGUCUUCUUCUUGUUGCUUUUUUCCUCCUCCUCUUCAUCGCUACAACAGCUAGAGCAAUAAAUAUGCCGGUGGCUAAGGAAACUCAGAAAGUACUUCACGAUGAUCAAGUACUUACGGCGACGGAAAUUCAUGGAGAAGAUCAUGUUAAGGUUGAUGAAUUAGUAGCUAUGGACUACAGUCCGGCAACAAGGAAGCCUCCGAUCCACAAUUAACUACCAA
Hibiscus syriacus is the source of this 246-nucleotide messenger RNA. RefSeq lists its product as uncharacterized. The transcript is spliced from 2 exons. The record is from RefSeq and is a predicted model, not a curated record. Bases 6 to 239 code for a protein of 77 amino acids. Lineage: Eukaryota; Viridiplantae; Streptophyta; Magnoliopsida; Malvales; Malvaceae.